This is a messenger RNA of Penicillium maclennaniae, 2520 nucleotides long. RefSeq lists its product as uncharacterized. The transcript has a single exon. Gene Ontology annotation, cellular component: TORC2 complex. The record is from RefSeq and is a predicted model, not a curated record. The coding region runs from base 1 to 2520 and encodes 839 amino acids. Gene Ontology annotation, biological process: TORC2 signaling. Lineage: Eukaryota; Fungi; Ascomycota; Eurotiomycetes; Eurotiales; Aspergillaceae.
AUGAGCAAUAACAUGCGCUCUCCCGCCUCUCCAGGGCGUCCUCGGAGACUCCCGGUCUAUAGACAUGCUCAUCCUCCAUCAGACGAGGAGGAGGAUUCCGACGACGAAUUACAUCGCCCCGGAUCCUCCGGCAGCGAUGCCUCUUCCAACGUAACCACGGUCUCAGCGGCUCCCAUUACCCCAGUUACGACUCUGCCCCCGGCGGCGGGUUAUUUUCCCCCCAUCCACGCUCCACACCGGUCACUACGUCGCCUCAACACGCGUCUCGCACUAUGCCAGACUCCAGCGGACGUCGACCUUCUGGUCGGGUCCCCCUCGAUCGAAUUACAGAGACAUCGGUCUAGACACCAUUCUCAAGGCUUUUUUGAACCGUCUCUGCCUACCGCUUCAUCGGAAAUGCCUGCGGUCUCGGCAUCCCGCAUCGCGGCCCAGGCGGCAAUGCAGCAGAACAGACGAUCUCCAAACGUACUCAGCCCCCGCGAAGGCCGCAGUCGUGCUGGCAGUGCCUCACCUCCGCUUAUCCCCCCACCACUGCGUAUCAAUCAGCAGCCGUCUCCGUCUCUUCCUCCUCCAACAGCUCCCAGCGUUGCUACUACAGCUGCGAACGUGGUGUUCCCGCGGGCCGGGCAACCACUACCUGAACAACCGCCUGAGAAACAGAAGAAGAAGAAUAAGCUAUUCUCAAAACCGAAACAUAUCAAUCUCAGCCGUGACAAAGAUCCACGAGACCGUGGCCUCCCCUCACCAAGCAAAAUUGCAGGUCUAUCGCGUAUGGUCAGCGUGUCUACCACGAGCCUCGCCGAUCUCCCGUCCAACAACUCCUCCAUGUACAAUCUCUCGAAUGCGUCCGUGAGCACAGUCGUGCCAGCCGAUCGGUCCCCAGCUCCACCGGAAAAGGAGAAAGAUAAGGACAAACAUAAACACCAUUUCCUGUCCAGACAGAAAUUGAAGCUCAAAGACCGGAGUGACGACCACUAUAACCUGCCCCUCUCCUCGGCUUCUAGCAACUCUCGUCCCGCUGAUCCCAACGCCCCGCAAUCUCUUUAUUCAUUCACCAGCCCGGCAUCACCAGCACCAGGUGCAACAUUUGGCAAAUCAGUCAGUGGCUUGGAUUUGCUACAUGGCGGACGAGCACUACGAGAGAAGAAGAAGGAAGGGAAGGAAAAGGAAAAGGCACUUGCCGAGUCAGAGCAGAUAGAUUGGCUGGCCAAUUCUACUGGUGCUUCGACGAUCUCAUUCCCUGGCCCUUCCUCGCUGAAUAAUUCCGGUGGUGUACUUGGCGAAGCCAUGCUGCGAGAGACACUGCAGGGCUUUGGCUUAAAUAACAUGUCUCCCGAGGAUGCAUGGGACUUUCUCAAGGCUAAGCUUCUGGUUAUCUUUGAUGGUGAGGAUGUGCGCAUUGCUAUUGAAGAUCUCAACAAGCUUGUCCUUGUGCACUUGCAGCGCUGUGUGCACAAGAGGACGCCAGCAGCCAUCAUUAUGGACCUCCAGGAACUGCUCGAAACGGGGUUUGCUACUUUGAACCACAGUUCUUUGGCUGGAGUGCCUGAUGAGAAGCUUGUUCCGCACUUGGUGCAAAUUUGGAUGCUGGUUUUUGGAACGAUCCUGCCGUUCAUCCAAGCUGUUUUCCUUCCACUUGACCUGGAGUUCAAGGGUUGUGGAUCGAUCAUGACUAGUCGCGAAGCACUUGACUUUUGGGGCCCUCCACCAGCUGGUGGAACCCUUGACGUUCGCAGCUUGGUGCUCAUUGCAUUUCGAGACUGUAUCAUUUUGAACCGCUACGAGGCUCUCAAAGCUACCUUUUCUCGUCUAAGUCUCGAUAGCAUCAAUGCAGGGUUUCCAACACUCAGCGUCACAACCAAGAGUGCCGGAACAGGUGGCCGACCUGGCACCGCCGCUUCCCUUGACGCAGGCUUCGGCAGCUUUAACUCGCAGUCAUCCACUCUGCUCAGCACCGGUGCUGCAGGUAGCUACUCCUCCGACCCGGUGAGCGCCCUUGCCAAUCCCCGACCUUCAAGUAGCGACUCUCGCAGCCGUGCUGCGUCCAACACCUCAUCCAACCCAGACCCAAUGAUCUUCUCCUCCGUGUCGUCUCCCCCAACAUCGAACCAGCGCCCUACCAUCAUCCACCGUGUCGGCUCCGCCGACUCCUCGCACGUCAUCACCGAAACCGUCGGCCGCAUGCUCCAAUGCGUCAGUGUACUCGCCAGCGUACAAACAGACGAUCCUUCCCAAGAACGCAUCGAGGUCCUCAGUAAAACUCUCAAGCACAAUUGGCUAGGCCGCGGUCGCACAGGCCGCGACCGACGUGGCUUCGUCGGUGCCAAAAUUCGGCCUGUCAUGGUCGGUAGUACACCUACUCUGGAUGACAAUGAUUCCUUGACGACGGCGGGAAUCAGUAUCGGAGCUAGCACGAGCACCGGGGGCUCUCGCAACCGCGGAGAUUCCGACUCCUCGGAGUGGAGUGGACCUGGUACGAGUCUGCGCAGUGGUCCAAGGCGCGAAUUGAGUGUACUUUGA